Messenger RNA from Aspergillus wentii DTO 134E9, 2310 nucleotides. RefSeq lists its product as uncharacterized. The transcript is spliced from 6 exons. The record is from RefSeq and is a predicted model, not a curated record. Bases 59 to 2059 code for a protein of 666 amino acids. NCBI's taxonomy places the organism in Eukaryota, Fungi, Ascomycota, Eurotiomycetes, Eurotiales, Aspergillaceae.
CGCCAACAUCUCGCGUUUUAAGGCGCGUUAAGCUCAGCAAAGGCGCCGCUUCUCGAUCAUGGCUUCCAAUCGAGAGGAGCGGCAGCAAAUGCGGAUGCGCGGAGCUGCGUCACGCAAAGCAAAGGAAGUCGAUUUUGGAUUCUCGUUUGGUUUGGCCCCUGGGCCUGGGGCCUCUUCCCAGCCCGCGUCGCAGCCUGCUGGCAUUGGUAUCGUUCCCGAACCUCCUGUACCGCCGCAACCAGAUAUAGCCGCAGAGAAGGCUCAACCUCCGCCAUUGUCACCGGAAAGGAGGCUCUUGGGAUCGCAAGAUCAAGUCCAGGGUCAGCGAACGCCCGGAAGCGCGCGUAACAACCGGCCCGCGAGGCCGUCGACGUUUGACAUUCCAGAUGAUGCGCCAGACACCGGACGGAGCAUCAAGAGAAGAAAAAUCGAAUCACCGACUAGGCUUUCUCCCAGCAAGACCGUGAGACCGCCGACCAGUUUGGACAGCUCGCAACAUGACAUAAACAACCCCCCGCCCUUACAAAAUGGCGCUCCAGCAGAACCAGAUGUACAACCGAAGAAACCGAAACCUACGCCAAGUGAGGUACAGCAUGAAAUUAUACAGCCGAUGGAGCCUACAACUACCCCGCACAAAGAAGAGCCACCUCCCGAAGUACCGGAUUCCACUGCACUACCCGAGCCUGACGUCCAAGAGCACGAGCAAGCGCAGCCGGCAGAUGAUCAAACAAAGGUCAAUGGAGAGAAACAAGAAGCUUCAAUGAUCCAAGAAGAAGCACAUCGACCGACAAGAACGUCUCCACGGGGUACGAAUGGCAAACGCAAGAGCCGAGAGGGUAGCACCGAGGUUCGUCAAUCACCAGAAACUACAGUGGAAGCGGUCGGUCAGGGUGAGCAGGAGCCAGUACGACCACCGGUCCAACCAGAGGUUUCGGAACAGCAACCACAAAAGCCAGAUGAACCGCCGCAAGUACCACCCGAAGGGAGUCAGGAUGCCAUUGAGAAACAAAGUCCAAAGCAGCAGACUACGAAAGGAAGAAGGGGUCGUCCUCGUCAAUCACAACCAGCAGAGACGAAGCCAAAACGUGGGCGGCCAGGCAAGCAAAAGCGAGCUCGUCAAUCUCCAGAGGCUGCACAAGAGCCAGAGCCAGAGCCAGAGCCUGGACCUGAACCUGUUGCUGAGCCAGAGCCCUCAGCACCCAAAAGUGGUCGGGGUAGAAAGCCAAACAACGACGCCGACAUAGCAACAGACCAGCAAGCAGCGGAGCAAGCAGCGCAACAAGAACCCGAACAGGGCAGUCAACCUACAAGAAAGAAGCGAGCACCACGGGGAGAGACAGUUCCAGUGACAGUCCAUCGCCUCGUGAACGUUGCAUCACUAGGAGGGGCCCUUGGCGGACCCGACGCGGCCGAAGAAGAAGAAGAAGAAUCGGCCGACGAAAUCUCGACGCGGCAAAAGACCAAACUCCCCAACCGGGGAGGCGUCAACCCAGCCGACGUGCUGAGCCAGAUAUGCCGCGAGACACUGGAGAAGACGCUCACGACACUCAAGAACGGGAUUGCGAAUGAGACGAAUCCAGCGCGACGACAGGAAUUUAUGCGCAAGAAGAAGGCGGUGGAAGCGUUCGGGACGGAGCUGGAUGGGCGCUUGCUUGAGUUGAGCGAAAUGCUGGAUAGUAAUUUCGUGCUGGGCGUGCAGGUGAAGAAGGCCAAGCGGGAGAUGAUGGACAUGCGGAGCAGACUGUACCAGGUGCGGAGGGAGCGAGAAAGCGUGGCGCUGCAGAUGGAUGCGGUACGGAAGAAGCAUGCGGAGGAGGAGAGUGCAAGACAGGCCCGCACCACCAUCAACAACUCCCUGCAUAGUCUCGACCUAGCCAUGGAUCGCAGCCAGAACCGACCAGACGAAAACGAAGCCGGACCAGCUACGACAGCCGGACUGGAAUUCAUGCUCCGCAGCGUAGGAGAAGAAGUGAGCUCCAGCAGACAGGGAGGCCUCCUCAACCAGAUCAAAGCGUUCAACGCGCAACUGGAGGCCACCGCACGGACACUGGAGAGAUGAAGUUGAAAGCAUUCCACACUUGUCUUAUUGAUUCUAUGACGUUCAAUACCCACAGCUGAUUUUUUAAUGAGAGGAUUAUUUUGGAAUAGGGGAAACAAAGGCGUUAGCAUUUAACAAAGGGUCUCGGUGAUAUAUUAGCCAUGCCUGAGGCAGAAAUUCAAUAUGAGUUCCUCCGCUCGGAGACAUUUUCCCGCAAUGUGAUUGGUCGACUGUCGGUCUCUCAUCAUAAACCCAUGCAGUAACAACCAGGU